Molecule: messenger RNA, 3639 nt
Organism: Caenorhabditis sp. 36 PRJEB53466
Lineage: Eukaryota; Metazoa; Nematoda; Chromadorea; Rhabditida; Rhabditidae
Source: the annotation of a GenBank genome assembly
AUGAGAAACCUUCUUCAGACCCCGCUUAAUAUGCCUGACGACGUCGCUGGUGCACCCAACCCCGCCGAGGGCAAGAGAAAUGUGAGUGAGUCUUUGAUCUUCAAGUUAAAUCUAAAAAAUCUUCAGAAUAAUGGUAGAAAUCGUGGUCAAGGAUUUGGCGGAAACCGUGGUAGAGAAGGUAUUUGAAGGAAAUGAGCUGAAUGUUUGGAAUUGAAGUUUCCAGGAAACAACAACAACCCCGGAAGGAGACCUCCGUCCAACCGUCAGAAUCAGCGACCUCAAAACACAAAAGUAGACAUGAAAAAGUAUGAGAGAAUGAUUUCAGCCGCUCAUGUAAGAAUUCGAAACUUAUUUCUUCGGCAAAUUCAACAUGUUCAGACUAAUUUCUCCGAUAUUCCAUGCGGAAGAAAGACGGCCGAUUGUGAUAUCUGUUGCAAGCCAAACGACGUUUUUGGAGUUCGUUCCGACUUCCGUUGCUCAUUAUAACAUUUCAAUUGUCCAGAUCGGUGCGUGUCGCCAUCCAAUCUGUGUGGAAUGUGCCAUCCGAAUGCGUGUGCUCGGCGACUCGAAGACGUGCCCUGUUUGUCGCUCGGAAAUUGAUGUACUUUCGUUCUGUACAGUUGACGAGGACAUGGCGAGUAUUCCGCUCACGUUUAGAAAAACGACUCAUCCGGAUGAGGACCGAUUUGAAAUCCGAUUUAACAAUCAAGUGUCUGGUACCAAAUAUGAGAAGUAUUUGGCUCAUGUGUGCAAAAUCUGCAAAACGUAUGUGCGAUGAAAGAGAAUAUCGAAUAAUGAAUGUUUUCAGAGAGGAUGGCGAGCGACUCGAGUUCCCCUCGUUUAUGUCACUCCGUCAGCACAUGGCCAACCGACAUGAACUGUCCUACUGUCACAUUUGUACGGAUAAUCUGAAUUUGUUCUCAAGAGAAAGAAAAACGUACACUCGAGAGCAGCUGCAGAGACACAUGAAGAGUGGAGAUUUCGACGACAGGAGCUUCAAAGGACAUCCACAAUGUCUGUUUUGUGACGAGAAGUUUCUCGAUGAAGAAAACAGAUACCGUCAUCUCAGAAAAGAACACUUCUUCUGUCAAUUCUGUGAAUCCGACGGCACUAUGACCAACGUCUUCUUUGGGUUUGUAUUGUUUGAGCACUGCUCCGAUGUUUCACUCUGCUUUUUCUUAGAAAACACGACGAGCUUAAAAGACACUACAAAGAGAAUCACUUUAUUUGUGAAGCGGAAGAGUGCAAGCAGAUGGGAAUUGCUUUGCCACCAAGUUUGAGCUCGAUUUGCACAGAUCAAAUGAUCAUGAUGAAAAGAGAAGAGGAGCAACGCUUGAUAUAGGUUUCGGACAGAGACCAUCGAAUGCGGACACCGGGAGACCGAUGGGAAGGUGACCGAGUGCGGAAGUAGAACGGACAUUCGAACUUUUGUUUUCAGAGGACGAGGCGCGCGAGGCGGCCAUCACAACGAACCGGCACCGCCUGUUCCACGAGAGCGAAUCGCUUUGGUUCAGCGACAAGUGGAAACGAAUCCUCAGAGUGAUCCGAGUGAGUUCACGACGGUCCGAUCUGCUCAGAGCAAGGGCACCUUCACAAGCACGAGAUCCGCCUUCACGACUAGUACUCAAGACUUCCCGAGUCUCGGACCACAAGCUGCUCCUCCGGUUGGUUCUCUGUGCUCUUCUUCAUGAUUGAAUUAUUCAACUUUCAGCCUAGUAUUCGUUCUUCCGAUUUUCCUCGUCUGAACAAGGUUAACAAACCGACGUCAGCUGCAGCCGCAGCGGCCGCUCCAGUCGUCGAGCACUUUCCGACGCUCGGCGAUUCUGCUCCUGCCUCUGCACCGCCCCUUCGCAUAAAAGUUCCUCCUUUGGCGAAAAGACGACAGCCUCCUCCUCCUGCUCCACCUCAGCCGAGAGCGAAGCCAGCGAGACAGCAACAACAACAACAGCCGAAAGAGGAAGAUUCUGAUUACGUUCCGAGACGAGACGUUCCUCAAGCCGUUGUGAAAGUGAACAACGCCUUACUUCGUUUCGAUACGGUUGAUGAUCGUGUGACUCCGGCCGCGAAGUCGAACGUCCGAAUGGUUCAGCGUGUCGAUCAAAAUCCGCCUUCUUCAUCGGCUUCUUCUUCUGGAACUGCUCUCGGAAGAUUUGAUUUCCCGGCGCUUCCGGCGGCCUCCGCGCCAAUGCUUCCCGCAAACAGCAGCUGGUUGAAUAGCAAAAAUAGUAAAGUUGUAUGUCUUUGACGAUAAAGUUAUCAAAUGGGUUUUCUUUUGUUUCAGAAAUCGGGUGUGAUUUCGAGUGUCACUGUACCAACAAACUAUUCGAAAGCCAUCCAAAACCAGGGGAAGAAGAAGAACAAGGUGAAUGUGCCGAAAACAGAAGUUUGGUCUUCUUUGGGACGAGCUCCAGAAGCUUCAGUUGCAAGUGCUCCAGUCGACACGUGGCAGACGAUUAAACUGUCGAAGGAAGCACAGGCCGAAAAGGAGAAGAAAGAACGGAAAGAGGAAUGGGCACGUAAAAAAGCCGAGGAAAAAGCGGAUAAGGCUGCGGCCAGAGCGGCCGAACAGCUGGAAGCGUCGGAGAGCGAUGCUGAGCCGAUUACUCCGAAGUGAGCCGAAAUAUUUGUGACAAGUUUUCAAAAAAAAUUGUUUUUUUUUCAGAACUCCACCAGUGACGAUCGCGUCCGAACCGGAUUGGCAAACGGCCACGUCGAGGGCUUCUGAAGCUGCCAAGGCCGCUGAAGCUGCUGCGAGUGCUAAGAAAAAUAAGGUCUCCCUUGGAGUUAUGUCAUUGAAAAAUCGGUUUUUAUUUUUUAGAAAAACAAGAAAAAGGCCGAAGAAGCUCUGGCACCAGUUGCUGCUCCAUCUGAGCCCACCCCAGCAGCUACUCUAGCUUCUGCUCCAUUGGCAUCGAAAAGUCCCGCUCAAGUCGAAUCGCCUGUUACUUCCGCUUCUACUCCAGCUGCCGAGUCAGUCAAAGACUCUUAUCAAGAGAAAAUGGAUGCGGUAAGCCUUUGUUGUGAAUAAAAUCAAUUUCAAUGUGCGUUUCAGUUCUGGAAUAUGCCAAAGUUGCCAUCGAUGACGUCGAUGUUCUCAUCGUUCUCGCUCUCCGGAAUGUUGGGAAGAGGUGCUUCUUCUAAUGCCCCGGUAACAUAGUUUUCCGAAUUUACCGAACCUUGAUGUUUUGCAGACACCAACUACUCCACCCACACGUCCACCAGGAUUCGGUGACAUUGUGUUCACGCCUCCACCUGGACUCGGAUUCCCAACUGAAAAAAAAGUGGAAGACAUUUCGUUCGCUUCUGCUCCGAUCCUUUCUCAUGAUGACGUCAAAGAAAAACGUGAGCGGAUGGAAUUGCAGAGACAAAAAGAGAAGGAAGAAGCGGAAAAGGUACGAGUAUCUGGCUGUGAGCCAAGCAUCUGUCUGGUGAUAAGCAGCACGUAGCAUACAAACACCCUACACGUGUUUAUUUUGGCAGGAAGGGGAAACUGGCCGAGUGUACACACGGUCUUUCCCUCCAGCAGCUCGUUCUUCCUCUCGCUUCCCACUGACAAUUAUCGUGUUCUUACAGGAAGAUGACGGCUGGGCGACAACUGGAAAGCCGAAGGCCAAUGGAAAGAACAAGAAAAAGAAGUAA